ACGCGCUCAGCUAUGACUCAAGCUCACAUUAAAACGUUAGGUUAUGUUUAUAUGUUUCCAUUUGUUUACCUAUGUGUAUGGCUUUGUUAAGAAAAAUUAAUAUAACUGUUUGCUCCGUUUGUCAUUAAUUUACAUGCUUUAAAUUGCUCCAGUUUACCUAAUUCAUCAAUUGCCACAACUCCAUUAGCAUUAUGAGAGUGAAGAUGGAACUGCAAGAGUGCCUUAGGGACUCACCCAAAUUUAGGGCUCUGUUGGAUCAGGAAGAGCAAAACAUCGAUCAGUUAGAACAGCGACUGGAAAAAGCUCUAAAGAUAUGCUCUAGUAUGGUCGAGGCUGGCAAAACUUAUGUUGGACAACAAAGUUUGUUUGCCAAUAGUCUGUGGGACUUAAGUGUCCAAUUUAAAGAAGAUCCAGAUGUGUUAAGUGCCCUAAACAAACUAAUACAUAGUCUACAGGAAAUGAAUAAAUUUCAUACGACCUUAUUGGAUCAAGUGUCAAGGAUUUUUCUUAAAAAUAUAUCUGGUUUUAUAAAAAAAGACAUUAAGGCUGUAAGAGACUAUAAGCAUCACUUUGACAAAAUAUCAGGCGAAUAUGACAAUAUCCUUCUUAGAAACUCCCAUGUGCCACGAAGUAAAACUCAAGAAGUUGAGGAAGUGCAGAACAUUUUAAUCGCUAUCAAAUCUUGUUUUGGCCAUCUGGCUCUAAACUACGUAAAUGGAAUUUAUGUUUUGCAGAGUAAGAAACGACAUGAAAUUUUAAGCACGCUGUUGUCCUAUAUGCAUGCUUGUACUGUAUAUUAUCAUGAAGGUGGAGAUUUGUGUCACGAUCUACAACCAUUUUUUAAAUCUUUGGCAAAUGAGAUAGCAAAUAUGCGGGAUGAGACACACGAUAUCGAAAAAGACGUGGAAAACUCUCAUGCUUUAGUGUCAAUACCGGAAAUCACCUCCGCUAUCGGCAAUGGUGAUAGCAAAUCUCCAAAAUUGGAGGGAUACCUUUUCAAAAGAACAUCCAAUGCUUUUAAGACUUGGAAUCGUAGAUGGUUUUACUUGUUUGACAAUAAAUUAGUAUACAGACGUAGAUCUGGAGAAGAACGUGACACUGUUAUGGAGGACGAUCUUAGAAUUUGCACCGUUAAACCUUUUAAUGAAGGCGAGCGGAGAUUUUGCUUCGAAGUUGUCUCUCCUUCUAAAAGUCAUAUUUUGCAAGCUGAUUCAGAAGAAAUGUAUCACUUAUGGAUCGAGGCUCUCCAAAAAGGCAUUGGGGCUGCAAUUCAACGUGUACAAAGUAUGGAAUCUCCAGGCGAUAAACGUGCGGAACUAACGGGCCAUAUGAAUAGCGCUGCGGGUGUAUCGGGGCUCAAUAAUAAUAACAAUACUAGCAAAGCGCAAAAACUAAGGAUGAUGGAGCACAUUUUAAAAAUUCCGGGAAACAAUUCUUGUGCCGAUUGUAAAUGUCCAAACCCUAAAUGGGCAAGCAUCAAUUUAGGGAUUUUAUUAUGCAUCGAGUGUUCGGGAGUACAUAGAAGUCUAGGAGUGCACUAUAGCAAAGUGCGGUCACUAACUCUAGAUGACUGGGAACCAGAAGUUAUCAAAGUGAUGGCAGAGCUGGGUAAUAAUGUGGUUAAUCGAAUUUAUGAGGCGAAAGUCCCUGAUGGUGUCAAAAGGGCUUCGGAACAUUGUACGGGAACAAUUCGGGAAGAAUGGAUUAGGACUAAGUACGUUGAGAAGAAGUUCGUAAAGAAUAUAUCUGAUUUCAAAGAUGAACUCUCCAACCAGACAACAGCUGAGAUAGAUAAAGCUAGCACUCUGGAGGUGCGUAAAUGGGGAGUGAAGAAAUUCCGUAGAAUGUCAACCACUGCGAAUGCAAAGGAUAUUUCAAAAAAGAAGAAAUCAUGCGGAGAACCCUUGCCUGAUGUAGUUGAAAAUGAUGAUGGAAACAACGCAGACACUAGCGAGCAGAGUAACCCAGCUCCAAGUGAAGUUUGGCUGUUUGGCAACGACUUAGAUGUAACGCCUUCCAAUGAUAUUAUCGACACUAACAGCGAUGAGGAAAGCACCGAAGGCGACGAAGCGGCUUACGUUGGGGAAGAAGAUAUAUUGAAUCUACACUCAAACUUGCUGCUUUACAAGGCGUCGGCAGCCCAUAAUCUGCCUGUGAUGUGUCAAGCGUUGGCUUUGGGAGCUGAAAAGAAUUGGGCGAAUCCCAAUGAUAAGAACAGGCAUCCACUACAUGCCGCUGUAUUAAGCGGCUCUGUCAUGGCUUGCGCCUACUUGUUGCUUAAUGGUGCAAAAAUAAACAUUCAAGAUCAGAACGGUCGGACUCCGUUGCAUUUAGCUACUAGGGAGGGUCAUACUGCUCAAGUAUGCCUCUUUUUAAAAUACCGAGCUGACCAGCAUCUGGAAGACGAAGAAGGUAAAGUGCCUUUAUCUAUGGCCGAGCAGAAAGAACAUGCUGACAUAGUCACUCUACUUCGGCUCGGACGGCUUAAUGAAGAGAUGAAAGAUACUGAAUCUGGGGUAUCUGGCGAUGAUACGUUCAAUGAUGUAGUGCGCGAUUUUUCAAGGCUCGCCUAUUCAAAUCCUGAGAAGCUACAAAGAAACAACGACUAGCCAUUUAAGGUGCCUGAUAUUGUUCACUGUACUCUGGUUUUAUUACAUUUGAAUAUUUCUCAUACGUCAUGGGCAGGAGCGCAAACCUAAUUAAAGAUCACUUCUAAAACCCAAAAUAAUGUUAAACGAUAUCAGUUAAGUCCGAAAAUGCGUUAAAAUACUGGGUGUUCCAUGUCGGCACAAUGAAAAUUAUUAAUUUGCAAAUGACUCAGAAUCAACACUUCGGUUAUAUUCAAGUAUAUAUCAGUGUUUUUAAGUAGGAAUUUUAUCAAAGUUACGCGUAAAUCGAUAAAGUACACAAAUAAAGUGUCUAAUUAC
Messenger RNA from Dendroctonus ponderosae (mountain pine beetle), 2927 nucleotides. It is a transcript of the gene CenB1A, whose product is annotated as arf-GAP with coiled-coil, ANK repeat and PH domain-containing protein 2. Lineage: Eukaryota; Metazoa; Arthropoda; Insecta; Coleoptera; Curculionidae. The record is from RefSeq and is a predicted model, not a curated record. The transcript is spliced from 14 exons. Gene Ontology annotation, cellular component: cytoplasm. Bases 192 to 2609 code for a protein of 805 amino acids. Gene Ontology annotation, molecular function: protein binding; GTPase activator activity.